Molecule: messenger RNA, 3535 nt
Organism: Tupaia belangeri chinensis (Chinese tree shrew)
Lineage: Eukaryota; Metazoa; Chordata; Mammalia; Scandentia; Tupaiidae
Gene: SOCS7
Product: suppressor of cytokine signaling 7
Biological process (GO): phosphatidylinositol phosphate biosynthetic process; intracellular signal transduction
Cellular component (GO): phosphatidylinositol 3-kinase complex
Molecular function (GO): 1-phosphatidylinositol-3-kinase regulator activity
Source: RefSeq, a predicted model, not a curated record
CACCGCAGCUGAUGGUGUUCCGCAACGUGGGUCGGCCGCCGGAGGAGGAGGACGCGGAGGCGGCUUCGGAGCCGGGACCUUCGGAACUGCUGUGUCCCCGGCACCGCUGUGCCCUGGACCCCAAGGCCCUGCCUCCGGGAUUGGCACUAGAACGGACUGCUUUGGGCCUCGGGCAGCCGUCGGGGCCGGGGGUCAAGACGGUUGGUGGGGGUUGCUGCCCAUGUCCCUGCCCCCCGCAGCCGCCCCCUCCGCAGCCCCAGCCGCCUGCUGCCGCCCCGCAGGCCGGGGAGGACCCCACGGAAACGAGCGACGCGCUGCUGGUCCUGGAGGGUUUGGAGUCGGAGGCCGAGAGCCUGGAGACUAACAGCUGCUCGGAAGAGGAGCUCAGCAGCCCGGGCCGCGGAGGAGGAGGGGGCGGCCGGCUUCUGCUGCAGCCCCCAGGCCCUGAAUUGCCCCCGGUGCCCUUCCCGCUGCAGGACUUGGUCCCUCCGGGGCGCCUGAGAAGAGGGGAGCAGCAGCAGCAGCAUCCUCCGCCGCCGCCGCCGCCUCCUGGGCCCCUCCGGCCACUUGCGGGCCCUUCUCGGAAGGGCUCCUUCAAAAUCCGCCUCAGUCGCCUCUUUCGCACGAAGAGCUGCAAUGGUGGCUCCGGUGGUGGGGAUGGGACCAGCAAGAGGCCUUCUGGAGAGCUGGCUGCUUCUGCGGCGAGCCUGACAGACAUGGGAGGCUCUGCGGGCCGGGAGCUGGACGCGGGGAGGAAACCCAGGUUGACAAGAACUCAAAGUGCCUUUUCUCCGGUCUCCUUCAGCCCCCUGUUCACAGGUGAAACAGUGUCGCUUGUGGACGUGGACAUUUCUCAGCGGGGCCUGACCUCUCCACACCCUCCAACUCCCCCUCCUCCUCCAAGAAGAAGCCUCAGCCUCCUAGAUGAUAUCAGUGGGACGCUGCCUACAUCUGUCCUUGUGGCUCCGAUGGGGUCUUCCUUGCAGUCUUUCCCCCUACCUCCGCCUCCUCCGCCCCAUGCCCCAGAUGCAUUUCCCCGGAUUGCUCCCAUCCGAGCAGCUGAAUCCCUGCACAGCCAGCCUCCCCAGCACCUCCAGUGUCCCCUCUACCGGCCUGACUCGAGCAGCUUUGCAGCCAGCCUUCGAGAGCUGGAGAAGUGUGGUUGGUAUUGGGGGCCAAUGAAUUGGGAAGAUGCAGAGAUGAAGCUGAAAGGGAAGCCAGAUGGUUCUUUCCUGGUACGAGACAGUUCUGAUCCUCGUUAUAUCCUGAGCCUCAGUUUCCGAUCACAGGGUAUCACCCACCACACUAGAAUGGAGCACUACCGAGGAACCUUCAGCCUGUGGUGUCAUCCCAAAUUUGAGGAUCGUUGUCAGUCUGUGGUAGAGUUCAUUAAGAGAGCCAUCAUGCACUCCAAGAAUGGGAAGUUCCUCUAUUUCUUGAGGUCCAGGGUUCCAGGACUGCCACCAACGCCAGUCCAGCUGCUCUACCCAGUGUCCCGAUUCAGCAGUGUCAAAUCCCUUCAGCACCUCUGCCGAUUCCGGAUCCGACAGCUCGUCCGGAUAGAUCACAUCCCAGAUCUCCCACUGCCUAAACCUCUGAUCUCUUACAUCCGAAAGUUCUACUACUAUGAUCCUCAGGAAGAGGUCUACCUGUCUCUAAAGGAAGCGCAGCUCAUUUCCAAACAGAAGCAAGAAGUGGAACCCUCCACGUAGCGAGGGGCCCCUGCUGGUUGCCACCAAGGGCAUUUGGUUGCUAAGCUCCAGUUUUGCAGAACCAAAUGAAGCUACUGUGAAAGAAGAGUGAGGAAAAGCAAGAGAAUAGGAGAGGUUGGGAUUCUCUGCGCAAAGACUUUGGUUCCCUCUGUAGUCCUGGGGCUUGGAAGAAGCACACAACCAUACUCUCUGAGGGGGGCUCCGCCGUUCCCACCCACCCCUGUGGAAUCCUGGAACUGGAUGAGCUCCCUAGAAAACUGGAAGUAGUCUCACCACUGUUUCUUGUUCAGAAGUUUUGUUUGUAAUGUUUGCAUUUCAUGUGGAAACUCAUUUUGAAGGCAGCUGGGGUUUCUGCCUGGUGGGUUGGGAGUGGUGCGAGGGUUGAGCAGGUCCAUAGGUCGGCAGGGAGGAAGGGGAGCCAGUCGCCAAGCUGGCACCACAGGCAGAGUUGGACUCUACACCCUGAUGAAGAGAGAAGGAGCCAAAGUGCACAACAGGACUGGAAGUUUCUGAGGGAAGGACAGUGCUUCUCAGUGCCAGGGGGAGGAGAGGAUCAGGAAGGGAAGGAGGGUGAUUAUUGAACACAAACUGGCAAAUGGCCUUUGUGGGGGAAGUAGUGACUCUCCACGUCCUUUCCCUCUAAGGUUUAGGAGCCUGAUUUGAGAAUCGCAUCUCAUGGAAGCCGUGUGUUCUGUUUUUCUUAAUCCCUUAGCCCUGUGACCUGAAGUUAAUGGCUGUCUUCCUCCACCCUCAUCCAAUCCCCCCUUGAGAUAACUGUGCAUUUCACUCUGGUCAUGGUAACAUCAUUCCUAUGGCUUCCGCCAGCUGUCAGGCGCUAGCGUUUCUCAUCACCUGAGCAAGCAGUUCCGCACUCCAGUCCUGGGCUGCCAAGGUUAAUGGAGCGUGCUUCCAGAUUCAUAAUGGCACACCGCGCCCACGACUUAGGAGGCAGCGUUACCUCCAUCUGUCAGCUAGCGAGAGGAUGUGGAGGAAGGUGAGAAGUGAAACUAUUGUAGUGGUGCUCUUCCCUGAGAAAGCUCUGUAAUUUGGUCCUAAUGGGAUUUCCUGAAGGGAGGCAAGAAGAACACGUCUCCUGUUUUUGGGUUUAUCACUGGUUGUCUCACUUCUGGGAUAGGAGGUAGCAAGGGGAUCUUAAUUUUCCUGUGUUCAUUCCAGCAACCCAUUCCAGCAUCAAACCCUUUUUGCCCUCCAUUGGGAAGUCUGUCAGAUGCUGAUUAGAGAGUCGCCUGUCUUCGGGUGGACAUGGAAGAGUGGGGGAGAAAAAUUUCCAGUGCUUUCAACUGUCUUUAAUUGUUCCUGUAGCUGGCCGUAGCGUAUAGUGUUAUGAGUUUGCAUACCUGUAGGGCUCCUCGGGGGGGAGGCUUGCUCUCAGGCACUUGAGCUCUUGGGUCUUUACUUUUCUUUUGCAGUAAGUGUUCCAUGAGACUGCCUAGCUUGGGUUCCAUAUGCUGUCAUCUGCCCCAUCUCACCAGAUAAACAGUACUCUUGGGGCUGAGGUUUCAUGACGACUGGGGUGAGGCCCCAACGUCCUGGUAAUUGAGAGGGUUGCCUCAACUGGAAAUGUUGGCCUCUGCCUUAUGUCCUGCACUGAAUGACUGCCUAGGAGGACCGUCUUCCUCCUUGCAGCUGUAGAGAGAGAAAACUUGCAUCAUCACCUAGUUAAAGAGGUGGCCCACAAAAUGAGCUUGGCAGCAUAAACACAGUCCUCCCUGAUCUGUCAUGCGGUCCGUCUUCUCCAUGACUCCCGUGGCAGUUUUGCCAACUAAGGUUGUGAUCUCAGAAAUCAGCUUCACCUGUGAAUC